Messenger RNA from Sphaeroforma arctica JP610, 450 nucleotides. RefSeq lists its product as hypothetical. The transcript has 2 exons. The annotation marks the transcript as partial. NCBI's taxonomy places the organism in Eukaryota, Ichthyosporea, Ichthyophonida. The record is from RefSeq and is a predicted model, not a curated record.
CGGAUCCAAUCAUUCUGAAGGCUCGCAUGGUUAAUAGUCCGCGGAAGUAUAGUUGGGAGAUGAUUAUCUAUCAAGCACACCAUCGUGACAGAACUACAAUCACCAUGAAGCCUGAUUUCUCAUACAACUCGUCGGAAAAGUGCUACAUCUGCGUCGGCAUGUUUCAGCGACCCCUUCAUAUAUCACUGGGCGAUUUCUUACACAAGAGAUACGCCAAGCAGACCACACAAAAGGGUCAGAUCAUACCGGUGCAAUCGCAGUUCAGCCUGACCCCAGCCGACGGCCCUUUGGGCUUCCAACUCACCGCCGAAGACACUACGCAAAGCAAUCCACUGGUGCUGCACUCGAAGGAGAGCAUCAAGUUCACCAACAUCACCAGCAGCACGUACACCAUUGACUCACACGCCCUCUACAACUUCCAGAAGUACACGACGAACCGCAAAUACGGAC